This is a messenger RNA of Giardia duodenalis, 519 nucleotides long. RefSeq lists its product as uncharacterized. The record is from RefSeq and is a predicted model, not a curated record. NCBI's taxonomy places the organism in Eukaryota, Fornicata, Diplomonadida, Hexamitidae. Bases 1 to 519 code for a protein of 172 amino acids. The transcript has a single exon.
AUGGCGUUCAGCUACUUCACGGUCCCGUCUGGCCAGCCCUUCAGGAGGCCGCUGCCCGGCCACGUUGUCGCGCGGCUAGCGCAGCCCCUCCGGAGGACGCGCUCUGUCGAGGAAGCGGCGGACCGCCGAAGCCAGGCCCUCUGGCGGCGUUCGGAAAAGGCCGGCGAGGUGUACAGAGCGGCCCGCAAGAUCGCCAUGAGCAGGCACUUGUUCGACUUUCACGACCGCGCAGUCGCCAAGCACCGCGCAGAAAGGGCGCAGCAGGAGGCAGAGCGCCGAAGGACAGCGCUCCUCCAGUGCAAAUCCGACGCGAUAGCAGCUGGAUACAACGAGUGGUACGACGCGCGGGUGUGCAAGGAGGAAGAGGAACACCUAUCUAAGUCAAAGCGCGACAGGUAUGGCGGUAAACGGGCAGGCCUCUGGGAAGAGCAUCUGAUACUCAGCAACGCCUCUAUUCGCGUUUCCUCAGUGGGCCCAGCAAGGGCCCUUUCUGCUCCAUAUCAGCCAGCGUCUAAUUGA